Messenger RNA from Hydatigera taeniaeformis, 696 nucleotides. The record is from the annotation of a GenBank genome assembly. NCBI's taxonomy places the organism in Eukaryota, Metazoa, Platyhelminthes, Cestoda, Cyclophyllidea, Taeniidae.
UGCAAGGGAGGAGACAAACGAGGCUAUGGAGAGGUACUAUGGAUGGCUCUAUUUGAGUCACCAUCCACACCAGGUCUUGUCGUCCUCUUAUUGUCGUACAAACUGGGCGAAAUGGGGGCCAUGAAUAUGUUACCAUUGAUGCUUCUAGACCACGGCAUGUCUGUGCCCGUUGUGGGUUUCUGGACCGGUGUUGUUGGCCAAGCAUUCUCUAUUGCUGGCUCGUCCUUCGCCUCGGCCAUAGUGCGACGCUUUGGGAAUACGGUAGAUUGCCUUCAAUGGCUAUUUCUCUGCCGUAUUGUGAUGAUCGCAUUGCUCACCACUUUCGCCUUCGUCAUCAACAUUGUCAGCCACUGGUUUGGUGUAGCCCUAAUGAAUGCAACUCUGCUUGUGAGUGGAGCUAUCACUACAAAUGUCUUCACCCUCAUGAUGGAGUGCACACGGAGCGAGGUGGCAGAAGCUGCUCGUGCUACCCAUUACACAAUCCUCUCUACUGCCGAGGUGCUGGGCAAACUCCUCUUCUCCUCCCUUGGCGCUGCCGCUCUCACCGACAUCCUGGGUUACCCGUUGGCUUACCUCCUCUUUCUCGCACUAAAUAUCCUUCCACCCUCGCUUCUCAGGCUUAGUCGGCAAAGGUGGCCAUUUAUUUAUUCAAGUAAACUAGGUUCGGGUGACAUCUCCCUCGGCACACUUCUCUAA